Lampris incognitus (smalleye Pacific opah) is the source of this 2994-nucleotide messenger RNA. RefSeq lists its product as uncharacterized. Bases 256 to 2994 code for a protein of 912 amino acids. Gene Ontology annotation, molecular function: DNA binding; zinc ion binding; transcription coregulator activity. NCBI's taxonomy places the organism in Eukaryota, Metazoa, Chordata, Actinopteri, Lampriformes, Lampridae. The record is from RefSeq and is a predicted model, not a curated record. Gene Ontology annotation, biological process: regulation of transcription by RNA polymerase II; protein demethylation. The transcript is spliced from 12 exons.
AUUAGCUUUAAGGGUUGGCUACCCUGCUAGCUAGAACUACAGCUAACAACAUGGGACGCAUGUGAACGUGUCUCACACGGGAACGUAGUAGCCGCAGUAGCAGCUACCAGCAGCCUGGUAGGGAGAAAGAAACAAGGAAGCGGGACUGCUAGCUGGCUAAAUCAGAGCUAACGUUAGCUUACUGUUGGCUAAUAUUAUUUCUAAUGAGCGACCAAGGAGUAUGCGAUUUGAUACGAAGAGCUGACUUGUUUGGGGAUGUCGGGCAGUAAGGCGCUGGGCGGGGGGGCUGGUGGGGGGGCAAGGCGCAGGAGGACCCGGUGCCGGCGGUGCCAGGCCUGCAUGCGGACUGAGUGCGGAGAGUGCCACUUCUGUAAGGACAUGAAGAAGUUCGGAGGGCCCGGCCGAAUGAAGCAGUCCUGCCUCUUGAGACAGUGCACAGCGCCGGUGUUACCCCAUACAGCCGUGUGUUUUGCGUGUGGCGAGGCGGGGAAGGAGGACACAGUGGAUUCUGAGGAGGAGAAGUUCAGCCUCUCCCUCAUGGAGUGUACCAUCUGUAACGAGAUCAUCCAUCCCAGCUGCCUCAAGAUGGGUAAAGCAGAAGGCAUCAUCAAUGAUGAGAUCCCUAACUGCUGGGAGUGCCCCAAGUGCCACAAGGAGGGCAAAACCAGUAAGGACCAAGGGGACGGUUCAGGGAAGCGCAGGCUGGACAACGGAGAGGUGGGUCGCUGGAAACUUACAGAUGACCCACCCCCCAAGAAGAAAGCUCCACCCUCCCUGGAAGAUGGAGGGAGAUCUGAGGGAGGGCACAAGAGGAAGAAGGAGAAGGAGCUGCCUCAGGACAGUGGGCCCAAGAAGAAGAUGAAAGGUGCCCAUGAAAAGCGUCUCAAAAAGAAACCUAAACAGGAGUCGUCUGAGUCUAACGGUCCCAACUCCUCCACUGGAGUGGGAAGUGGUGUUGGAGGUGGGCAGAGUUCCUCGUCUUCCUCCUUGUCCUCCUCCCAGGCUGCAGGAGGCGCAGGGGCAGCCCAGGGGGGAGGGCUGUCAAGCGCGGACCAGCGCACCCACCACCGGGAAAAACUAGAACGCUUCAAGAGGAGGUGCCAACUCCUGGAGCGUCGCCCAGAAUCCUCGUCUUCCAGCUCUUCCAGCUCAGAGUCUGACUCGGAGUCCGACUCGGAUGACUCCUCGCGGGAUCAAGGCGGGGGAGGACUUGGGGGGGGAUCCUCCCCUUCGUCCUCCUCUCCCGCUCCUCCUCCUCCCCCUUCUGUUGCCUAUGGCAACAGUGGUGGUCGGGGUGAGCGGGAGAGGAGCCGCAGCGAGCGAGAGAGGGAGCGGGAGAGGGAGCGGCGGCUGGCGGAGUUGGGCUUCAGUGCCAGCGAGGAGUCUGAGGGGGAAGGAGGGAGAGGGGAGGAGGAGGACACAGAGAAGGAGGAAGAGCAGGGAGGAGCGGUGGGGGAUAAGGUCCGACGGAGAGGAGGUAGCGGGGAGGGGUUGCUGCAACAGCGAGGCAGGAAAGGAGCGCUUAUAGAUGGAGAGGAGGAUGAGCCCAUGCCUGACAGGACCAGGAGGAACUCCUCCUCUCUGCCUCCACCCUCCCCUCUCUCUGCCAAUCAAACACCUCCAUCCUCAGGACACUCUGAUAGCUUCACUGGGAAGCAGCGCAGCAAUGGCCAGGAGGCACGCAAUGGACGGACUCGGGGAGGUGCAGGAGGAGGUGCGGUAAGGGAUAGGGGGGUGGCUGGAGGGGAGGGCGGGGAGAAGGAAAAUGCCAGCAGCGUGUUGUCCAAUCACAGGCAUAGUGGAGGAGGAGGAGGCGGGACCAAGGGCAGUGGGAGUCGCGGCAACAAAAUCCGUAGCAACAGCAAGAGCCAGACAUCAGCGGGCUCCCGGAACAACACAACAAACAGCAACAACAACAGCCUUAACCUCUCCUCGUCCUCUACCUCCUCCAUCCCCACCUCCAACGGUGGGGGUGGUGGUGCAGGGGCAGGCAGCGGGCUCCUGAUGUCCGCCAUGGCUGCCUCGCCACGCUCCCAGCCAUCCCGCCUUGCCCCCCGCUCCCAGAUGAUGAAGCGCAGCCCUCCUGCUGUGCCCUCCCCACCGCGGCCCAUCCAGAUGGAGAGACACUUGGUGCGGCCGCCCCCAGCCUGCCCUGAGCCCAGCUGCCUGCCGCUGGACUCUGGCUCAUCCCACAUCAUGACCCGGGAUGUGUGGCUGCGGGUCUUCCAGCACCUGAGUCAGAGGGAGCUGUGUGUCUGCAUGAGAGUCUGCCGCACCUGGAGCCGCUGGUGUUGUGACAAGAGGUUGUGGACACAGAUUGAUCUGAGCAGGCAGCGCUCCAUCACCCCUCCCAUGCUGAGUGGUAUAAUCCGCCGGCAGCCUGUCUCCCUCAAUCUAGGCUAUACCAACAUCUCCAAGAAACAGCUCAUGUGGCUCAUCAAUCGUCUGCAAGGUCUAUUAGAGUUGAAUGUUUCUGGUUGUCCUUGGUCAUCCGUGUCGGCCCUGUGUCAGGCAGUCUGUCCCUGUCUGAAGCUGCUCGACCUCAGCCGGGUGGAGGAGCUCAAAGACUCCCACCUUAGAGAGCUUUUAGCGCCCCCGCCUGACACCAGGACAGCCCAUGGAGAGACGAGGGGGGGCCGCUUCCAGAAUGUGACAGAGUUGCGAUUGGCCGGCCUGGAUUUGACGGAUGCUUCAUCGCGCCUGUUGGUUCGCUAUGUGCCCCACAUGGCCAAGCUGGACCUCAGUCAGUGUGGCAACAUCACAGACCAGACGGUUCACACCUUGACGUCCCCGAUAUCCCCACUGAGGGAGAGUCUAACACACAUCAACCUAGCAGGCUGUGUGAAGGUAACAGAGCAGUGCUUGCCGUGGCUGCGUCGCUGCGCCUCCCUGCAGACGGUGGACCUGCGCUCUUGUUCCCUCCUCUCCUCAGAGAGUGGACAGCUCCUCUCCUUCCCUCCCCCCGAAAACAGAACGCUGCUAAAGAACAGCUAA